Messenger RNA from Toxorhynchites rutilus septentrionalis, 17508 nucleotides. Its product is annotated as neuronal acetylcholine receptor subunit alpha-7-like. The transcript is spliced from 12 exons. Gene Ontology annotation, cellular component: postsynaptic membrane; synapse; neuron projection. The record is from RefSeq and is a predicted model, not a curated record. NCBI's taxonomy places the organism in Eukaryota, Metazoa, Arthropoda, Insecta, Diptera, Culicidae. Gene Ontology annotation, biological process: signal transduction; monoatomic ion transmembrane transport; chemical synaptic transmission. Bases 2185 to 3978 code for a protein of 597 amino acids. Gene Ontology annotation, molecular function: transmembrane signaling receptor activity; acetylcholine-gated monoatomic cation-selective channel activity.
CUUUGCGUCAGUUAAUCGUCGAGUUUCGAUCCUGUCGGAAUGGUUUUCUGGAGGCAAGCUCAAAACACACUCCAGCAUCCCAGCAUCCCAGCGGUGGAGGAAGCCUGCUGCUGCUAGCCUCUCGGUGGAAAAUAAGGGAAAAGAAGCACAUUUUUGGUCGAAGCGUUUGAAUCAUCAUCGAUCAGCAGCAGGAGGAUGCAAGAAGCGCCAGAGUGAGUGAGUGAGUGAGUGAGAAUUGUGUUCGUUUCGAGGACACAAUCGAUUCGGAUUAAUCGGAAUACUAGCAGGUUACAUUCUCUGGCGGAUGGUUCUGUGUUUCCGGAAGUCGUUUUCGUUUCCUCAGACUCGAUCGACCCUUCGGUGAGGGCAGUACUUUGGUUGACGGCUUAAAAGGUCCUUGACUCGGGCCACAACAAUUCUGACGCAGUGAAAGAAAAAAAAACCAAGAAAGAAGAGGAAAAAUCACAUACACAGUAAGCCAUCGUCGGGUUUGUCGGGUUGUUGUGAGUGAGUGUUCCGUGUGGAGUGGACGCAAGGGAAAAGACAUCCCAUGUGGCCCUAACCGGGUAUAUAGGCGCAUAGGCCGCCACGAGGAAGCAAGACAAAACGACGUCGUCUCUCGCAUAUGUGAUGAGGGAAAAUGGAAAAUGCAUUUUAGGCUCAGGUCCCUGCAGUGGUUACGGCGGAAGCAGACGGAAAUGAGCGAGAGUGUGGAUGUUGUGUCAUUUUGUGAAUGAAAAUCGAUACAAGCCGUGGUGUGCUGUUCGUAAGCCCAGUGGAAAAAAGGGGGGCCACAUCGAGAUAGUCGUUGUUGUUGUUUGCCAGGACUUGAGGCUUGAAUUUGAAGAGCCGGCGCGAGAAAAAAUAAGGCCAAAACAUUAAUUGAAAGCGAGUGUUUUUCCGUGGUUUGUAUCUUUUGGACCGAAGCCCUGGACCUGCCGAACGUGUCGCGUCAAAUAUUCCCUACUCCACUGAGCUGUCCCUAUGUUUUUACAUUAAUAAUACAUCCGUUUCCGCUUGUCGUGGUUGUGAAAUCGGUGUCGAAAACGCCGCGCUGGAAAUAACACGUGUAUUCCCGCUUCAUCAUAAAUCGGGACAAGCCGGCGUUGGUUCGCGAAUCGAAAAUAAGUGUUUUUAUAGCGGGUGCGAAAAAAUCCAAUUCGCCGAAGAGUUAAAGUGAUUUGUGAUUGAAGGAAUACGAAAUUAGAAUCCCGCGUGAUGGCGCUGCAAACUGAUCACCUCACGCAACGCUCGCUCAGUCUGGGUGAAAAAGUAAAGUUAUGAUGCCGUGUGAAUGUUAAGGCUAUCUAAUACCCCAUCUAAUCCAAAAUACUGUUAAAACACACGAAAACACUUGUCCUUCCAGAAAACAGCAGCACUCUGUCCCCUGCACUUCCAAAAUACAGAAUAAAAACUGGCUCAAAACUACAGAAACACUAGUGCAACACUACUUUUAGAGCCGCCACUGUCACCACUCUGUCUCUUUUGUAAAGCCUAAAAAAGCGAAACAAGUAACAAAUACGGAUCGUAUCUAUCUAAAAACAACACAGCUAAAUCAAAACUAGGUCUCCACUUUCUGUACUUUGGUUUUUCUACAUGCAUUCACGUCUAAUAUCAUACAAACACACGACCUAUGUAAACAUUUGAGUGUAUCGCUAAGGCGAAAAACUUGAUUUGAAUCAUCAACUAAACAAGCCGAAAUCUAACCGAGAGCAGUUAAACCAAAAUAAACGUAAUGAAUAAUAAAAAGAUUGCUAGUUACUAUUGAUAUUACUGUUACUACUAAAGUUGUUAGCAUAAAUACGAUAAGCGAAACUAAACCAGCUUUAAACCAGCGUUGAUCGGAGUAACCCUAAUCCUGGCUAAACAAUAAUACAGCUAGUCAAAAUCUUGCAAUAAUAAUUAAAAAAUUAUAAUAAAACAAUAAAAUAUAAGCACGACGAUAUUUUUCGAGCGAAAACGCAAAAACCGAAAAACAGAAAAAUCAACAAAUAAACAAAAAAAUUCCCCCACACCCAUCCAACCCGCAGAUCACACCGAUCGAGCGCGAGCGUGUCCGAUUCGGAAGCCGACGACAAUCUUAUGAGCAACAACAACAACGUCAGAUACUAGAGCAUCAUCACUAUUACUGCACCCAAGUAGACCCAAGUCAACGUCGCCGCUGCCACCGGACGCGACCGCACGAUGGAGCUGGUCACGACGAGCGCCACGCUAGUGCUCCUGUUGACACUGGUGGCGCUGAUGCUGUUGCUGCCGUACCAGAGCGUUGGCGCGGUGACGGCCCUUUCGGCCCUGUCCACGGUGCCCCCCGAGAGCGCCGGGACGGCCCUGGCCGUGGUGCGACUGGGCGCGCGGCUUGCCGGAAGGCUGCUGCCGUCGAUGGUUACGCUUGGCGGAAUCGGCUGGAUGUGGCUUGUGCUACCAGCCGUCAGCGCUGGUUAUCACGAGAAACGUCUGCUGCAUCACCUGUUGGACAACUACAACGUUUUGGAGCGGCCGGUGGUUAACGAGUCCGAUCCGCUGCAGUUGAGCUUCGGUUUGACGCUGAUGCAGAUCAUCGAUGUGGACGAGAAGAAUCAACUUCUAAUCACCAACAUUUGGCUGAAAUUGGAAUGGAACGACAUGAACGUCCGGUGGAACUCGUCCGAGUACGGGGGCGUCCGGGAUCUCCGGAUACCGCCGCAUCGCCUCUGGAAGCCAGAUGUGCUGAUGUACAACAGUGCCGACGAGGGCUUCGACGGAACGUACCCGACGAACGUGGUCGUCCGGAACAACGGGUCGUGUCUGUACGUGCCGCCGGGCAUCUUCAAGUCCACCUGCAAGAUCGACAUCACCUGGUUCCCCUUCGACGAUCAGCGCUGCGAGAUGAAGUUUGGAUCCUGGACGUACGACGGAUUUCAGCUAGACUUGCAGCUGCAGGACGAAUCCGGCGGCGAUAUCAGUAGUUUCAUAACGAACGGCGAAUGGGAAUUGCUGGGUGUGCCCGGAAAGCGCAACGAGAUUUACUACAACUGCUGCCCCGAACCGUACAUCGAUAUCACGUUCGCGAUCCUGAUCCGGCGGAAGACACUCUACUACUUCUUCAACCUGAUCGUGCCGUGCGUGCUGAUUGCGUCGAUGGCCCUGCUCGGUUUCACACUGCCACCGGACUCCGGCGAAAAACUGUCCCUAGGAGUCACUAUUCUACUGUCACUCACCGUCUUCCUCAACAUGGUAGCGGAAACCAUGCCGGCCACUUCGGAUGCUGUGCCCCUGUUAGGAACCUACUUCAAUUGCAUCAUGUUCAUGGUGGCCUCCUCGGUAGUGUCAACGAUCCUGAUUCUGAAUUAUCACCAUCGAAACUCGGAUACUCACGAAAUGUCCGAAUGGAUCCGAGUUGUGUUCCUCAUCUGGCUUCCGUUCAUCUUGCGGAUGAGCCGUCCAGGAGAGCCAUUCCCCCACCCGUGUCGUCAGUCAGUGGACGAAAAGAACAAACAGCUGCAGGAAGUUGAAAUGCGUGAAAGAUCCUCCAAAUCCUUGCUGGCGAACGUGCUGGACAUAGAUGACGACUUCCGGUGCAACCACAGAUGCAGCACACUGCCCCACAACCCGACCUACUACCGAACGAUGUACCGUCAGGGUGAGGACGGAACGGUUGGCGUUGGCCCUCUGGGUGGCGGUGGAACCGGCACGCUCGGACAGAGCGGUGGUCUGGGAACGAUCAGUGCUGCCAGCGGUGUAGCCGGACGUCUGCACGAAACCGUUUCGUCGCACACCUGCCUAAGCUCGUCGGCCGAGUACGAACUGGCACUAAUACUGAAGGAAUUGCGGUACAUCACAGAUACGCUUCGCAAAGAGGACGACAAUGGUGAGGUUACCCGGGAUUGGAAGUUUGCCGCGAUGGUGGUCGAUCGUUUGUGCCUUAUCAUCUUCACCCUGUUCACGAUCAUCGCGACGCUUGCUGUAUUAUUUUCGGCGCCUCAUUUCAUCGUUUCAUAACAACCAUCAUCGUCAUCAACCGCAACGACAGCAGUAUCGCCGGCAGCAGCAGCAGCAACAGCAACGACACCAACCAUCGCAACAGAACCACCCUUUCCUACGACGAUCCCAGCGACCUCUGGCCCUGACACCGAUGGCGCCGGCGCUAGUGUCAAUAUUGUUCAGAUUCUCCACCCGGUGGGUUCCGAUCCCGAGGGGUCGAAUGUCAAGAAUACUUCCUCCUGGAUUCUGCUGGGAGGAACAAUGGCGAUAGUGGUUCUGGUUGCUGCCCUAGCUUCCAUUGGCUUCCUGCUGGCGGCCCUGGUGCUGCUGGGUAACGAGACACUGACUCAACUAUUUGCGGUGACUGAGUUAAAAGUUAAAAAGUAUGUUCACAUUUUCGUAAAGAAUUUUAAAUUAAUUAACGAUGGGUAGGUGCGACCCGUGGCGGGUCUGAUCUAGUAGGGAAAUUUUUUAAACGAAGUACAGUACUUUUCUCGUCGAUAUUGAUUACCGUCAACUAAUCCCAUGUUCUGGUUUCCGUUCUCUAUGAUUGAAAUCACACGUAAUAAGUGAUUUGAACAAAAAAAAAGACAGAAAAUAGGCAAAAAAAACAAUACCCUUUUAGACAUCCCAUUUGAGUCGAUUUAAGUGAGAGAACAUGUGUACAUUGUGGUUACAAGCGGAGGAACGAAAUCGUAGCAAAUUAUUGAAUUCAAUCCGGUUUCUAUUUACAUCAUAUACUACUGAGAAAAAAAAAUUGAUUGUACAUAACUGAUAGACACUGUUAGGAUACACACUACUACACACAGACACCACUAUUCUAAACUAGGCCAUACGAGAACUGUAAAUAAUUUUAACGAUUUUCAUCUUCCCACACUACAGAAAAAAUAUAUAUGCUUUCGGUGAUGUGACGGUUCGUUUACGAUUAAGGUUCGUUUCCAAAUCGGCGCCCGGUCGCCGUUUUCAUCCCAGUAGCCAGUGUUAUUCUCUUCCGCUAUAUAGUAAAGUUAAAACACACACACACACGGACACACGUAAACAUAAACACACCCACACACACUUACCUAAAAUAAGUGACAAAUAAGAAGAAGAAAAACAAAUCAAAGAGAGUCGCAUCAAACUUAUUGAAAAACCAUUAGGUAAUAAUAACUAAAAUAUUGAAAACGUUUUAUACCUAAGUAAUGUUUUUAUACUAAAACAAAUAGGUCAAACGAUUAGUUACUAACAACUUUUUAAGGUGUAUCGGCGGAAGUAAAAUUAAACAACAAUGAAAAAAACAAUAGCUAAUCGGCUAGGUUAAGUUGUUAACCAUAUUCUAUUCAAAUAAUGUUGAAACUACGUUGUAACGUACACCGUAGCUAUGUUACAAUUGAAUCAGAAAAAAGAUAAGGCGACGGAACGCCAACAGAACAAUUACACUCACAGUUUUGCAAAGUGGAUGAAAUGUUCAAUUUAACAACUUUAGCUGUUAGGGGGAAUCCGUGCGGCGCGUGGUUGUUGAUUUUUGGAUGUUUUCAAUUUUGUUUUUAUUCGAAACUGUGGAGCACAUGAUAAGGGAAAAGAUGGGACUACGUCUAACUAAAAAGUGAAAGAUUUCGGAUGCUUAUGACUCGAACAUUUCUUAAUAGAUCGGAAAGAUAUUUGCACCAAUUGAUAGGAAAUAUUUCUACGCGUCUAUCACAAUUAAUAAAAUGUAAUUUUUCAUGAGAUUAGCAAUUGAAUAAUUGUGAAAUGUCAAGCGUUAUCUAAACGCCCUAACUGUCACUUUUUGAAUGGCCCGAUUUACGCAAUACAGACUUCAAAACCAAUGAGUCUGGGAAAAAUCGGCAUUUCAAAUACAUGCGAGCACAAAGGCAAACGAGUACAAAGUAGAAGCAAAAUAUGUUUCCCAAACACGUAAUACUAAACUGAGGAGCCUGAGAAAAUCGUCAUUUCAGACACUGGCGACGAAUGAACUUCCAUGUUUAAAGUGUCUAUAGUAUAAAAAGUAGAAGUUCCGAAGUUGUUGAUUCAUGCAAGCCGAGAGCCCAAAUCUUCCGUUUGUUUUUUUUUGCACUCCGGAAUGUGUGUCCAACACGGACUACAAAUGCGGGUACGAACACAACGCUUUGGUUCGAUUGUUCGGGACUUCAUUGGAAGAUAUGCCUUCAUAUAUUUUGCUCACUGAAUUCCUAUUCAUAUCGUUUGAUGAUUAUCCAAAAUGUUGUCAUCAAAUUUACUCGUAACGGAGAACACAAUCGAUUACAUUCCAUGAAUUGGUGUUACAUGGCAUUUGUGUAAAUUAUUCACUUACAAAGCAAAUAUGUUGAAUUCAAUUGAAUUCAAAAAUCGUUUCAUUCAGUAAUUAAUUUAAUCAGUACAAACAAAUGAUUACUAAGCCAACGACAAAAUUUCAAUCACCAACGAGUGUUACAGGAGGGUUGUGUCCGAGAAACGAACGCAUAUGAGCCACUGGGAGAGCACAGAUUGCUUGUGCCAAUUGACCAAUCAGAACGCGGGAUACUCGUGUAGAUAAUGCUUCACAAUUUUAAAUUGUUCGAUGGUUAGGUUCAUAAAAUAUACAUUUUUCUUUAAUGUAUUAAAUAAUUGGGAUGUGCCUGAAUCGAUUGAUGCAAAUAUCUCGUAAGUCCAUCAGCAAAUGACUGAGCAAUAAGCGCUUGAAAUUGGCUAAAAGGUUGUAACUCAAACCUUAUCCAUAUACCUAAUUAUUGAAACGGUAUGUAAACCAACCUGGAAAACCUACAAUUGUGAGGUGGUUGAUUGAAAGAUCUAGGUUAAUCUGUUGUAUAGUAUAGGGCCAAAACAAUAAGAAUACAAUGUCACAAUCAUUCGAAUUCUCGAGCGCAAAUGAACUUAUGUCUUUUAGAGACAAUGUGCAUUCAGACCGCUCGAUGUUCUCCAGAAUUAGAAGUAAAAGUCGCUUUGUUGUUGAAUUAAUUCUAUAUGCUUGUGGAUUUUUUGCUUGGAAAACCCCCGAGACCCCGACCCCGAGACAAAAGUCUCUGUUAAUUACUUAUAAAAAAGCAAAAGUAAGCAAGUGACACUGAUAAAAAAUCAAUCGAAUGACACUGAGACAAAAGUCCUAAUUCUUUCGACGAUAUUUUCUUCCAAUACUUCCAAGUACGAUAUCAUACUGAAAUAUCUUCACAUAUUUCAUAAUGUCUUCAUAAAAUCAAAUGUCUUCAUAGUAAGUCAAAUGUCUUCAAAAUGAAGACAAGUCUUCAAACCUGGCAUCCCUGCUCACGAUGAACCCGUGCAUACAAAUGUCAGUUUAUGUUCAGCACACUUUACACUACCUAGAAUCUGUUCAGUCUGUACCACACACGCUUUGUGGACGUCGCGUUGGGCAAAACCUCCUUGUGUUGCACCGGUACAAGCCGAUAAUCCGAGGUUAUAUAGAUGCGUUAGGAACACUUCCUUUGGGCUUCAGUCGAGUGGUCGAAUAAGAUUGCCAUGUACCCUUCUCAAAGAUAUUCAACUAUGCGGUGGAGCCUCGGAUACAACCCCUCCUACUUUUAUUAGUCCUUGAAAGCAUGCUCUGGGCGGAUAUUAAUUAAUAUCCGACUGGGUUUUGAUACUACAGAAUUAAAAUCAUGAGAGAUCUGCCUUGUUUUUAGCAUUGGACUUAAUAUUGGUUUUGUCAACAUGUGAUCCAAAGAGAAACUUGCUGUCCAUUGUGAGGUAUAGUAUCACUGUAAGACUCAUCAUCUACCUGAACUAGUUGGAGAUAUUUUGAGAAUGGGAAAAGGAUAGUCUGGCCUAUCUAAAGUUUUACAGUGAGAAGAAUUAGUCACUCUACUCUUAAAGAUGAUGACGAUGUCAUCCGCAAACUGAGACGGAACUUCAUCCGGAAGAAGAGGAAGGUUUCUAUCAUGAUACAUUCUAUCAAAACUAUACCAGGUUUUAGUAGUUUUAAAUUUCUCCAGGUAUGGCCCUGUGUGACUUUUUCCCAUUUCCAAAACUCAAAUUACCACUUAGUGGGACUCGUUUUGACCGCAUUGAAGACAUAAAAAUAAAUUCGAAUGCAUUAAAAAGUAUUGGCCCAAAAAUACUUCAUUAGGUUAUUGCAGCAAUCAUUUUAAAUAAUUUUGAAUUCGUGCUAUUCGCAAAGACCCAAAACAUUUAGCCAGAAACAGAGUUUGUGUCUUAUUCCCGUAUUCACUUGCACUUACGUUCUCACUACUUCACUACAUCUCACCUCACUUUUUAGCACCUAUUCCCAUUUCCACCGAUCGUGAGGUGAAAAUUCCGUGUUCGUGCGUUCAUUUCCAAUGUCAUUUCUGAGAGAAACGUCAGUUGUAUUUUGUUUUGUUUUAUCCUCGAGUAGUGGACGAGUUGUGUCGGAAAAGAAAUAUGAUCGGCGAUUACGAUGAGCACGAGGAAUCGCUCUGUUUACACAAACUUGAGCGGGAAGUAAGGCCCAUUGAUCAGCUUAAUGGUUGUAUUGUAAACUGAUCAGAGUAACUCAUCCGUACACAAGAGAAAACUCGGUAAGGACCAACAGUGAUGGAGAAUUUUAGUUUCUCGAUGGCAGAUUCGACGCUGGCAAGAAAGAUUCGACGCUGGUUUCUCGAUGACAGAUUCGACGCUGGCUUUCAUUACCGGUAAAACCGAUAAAUUACCGGUUCUCAUCAAUCCGUUUAGAGACGUUUAGCUUGGGCUGGACGUUGAUACCAUUGAUUACUGCAAUCGUCGUUAAAGUUUUUCCUUGAUGGUCAACUGUUCUACUGGUUCUGCAUCGUCCAGUGGAUUCUUUCCCUCCUAAUUUCCAGGUACUGAAUCAAUACCGUAAUCGUAAAUUCACGAUCAAUGUCACGAAUGCCUGCUUGAUCAAUGCAAUCCGUGAUGAUUGAUAGAAGAUGCCGAAGUCAUCAUUAAUGGUGUCACGACCACGAGCAGAAUUAUUGUUCAUAUACGCGAACAAAUCCGCAUAUACGAAACGUUUUUCUGCAAUCCUUUCAAUCAGAACAUCGAAAAUUCAGAUUUUUGGUCCGAUAGCUGUUUUAACAUAAAUUGCCAUCCGCCGUCAGCUUCAUAAAGGGUGCAGUUUUUUCGACAUAGCAGUUCAACAGCGGUCAGAACAAGUACGAGAGCAACUCCUUUAUCGCAGUUGUGUUUGUUCGAUCUUAUUUAGAUUUUCGAGUAAAAUUUCAAAUAAAAAUUACCGAAAUUACCGGUUAUUGAUUGAAAAAUUACCGGUAAUUCGGUAAUGAAAAAUGAUCCGGUAUUACCGCUGAAACUGGUUAACAAUCCCUACUGUCCACCGAUUUGCAUCGACGAGAUGGACUCGUUGAAAACACUUUUGAUGUGCUCAACCAGAAGAUGAAAAAGAAUCAUGGGGGGUUGUGUUAAGGGCGUAACCACAUUUUUGACCUAGGACUACGAAAUUAUACUAUCCACUGCGGAUAUUAUUUAAGAAUCCACCAACAAUUUUGAACAACUCUUCAAUAGAAAGUUUUAGUGGUGUGAAAUGAACCGUGAUUUUAUACAGAAUCAGCUAAAGAUGGUUGCAACUAGAGUCAUCCUUUUCCUCAUGAGUCAUUAUAAUACGACAAGCACGAGAAUAAUGAGCAAGUAUCGAAUUGCGGAGACGAUUCGGCAUUCCUACCUUUCACGCUGAAGGUCGCGAAUUCAAUUCUCAUUCCCGACAUUCUUCCGAAAAAGAAAGUCAAGCGACGAACCAGCCAAAAGUGUUAAAAUCCACUAUAAUACAAGAAUAGAAAGAAUAGAAAGCAUCGUGUCGCACUAGGCGGCAUGAAAACCAACGUUCUGUAUCAUUUCAUAAAAUUCAACACCUGGAUUUGAAACAAAAUCGAACCACGACACCGUUCACAACAUGGCACACUAUCGGGCCUCCAAAGUGGAGUGAUUGCAAAUAAUCUGCGUUUACGCUCUGACCGUGUAUUCAAGUUUAUUGCUUGUUUUUUUUUUCUAUAACUACAAACUACAAAGUGCAUUCGCCUCUAGCCUUGAAAAGACCCUCUUAGAAAAUCAACCAAUGAAGGGUCCUGGGAUUGAAUCCAUGGCCAUUGGCUCGACUUAGACCCUCAAAGUGAGCAAGGUGCCAUCAGGUAGAGAGUAAAUUGCAAUAUUUCCUCUCUCCACAAUGUUGUGUUUGUUCUCUCGAUUUACGCGUGACUGAUUCGCAGUGGUAUUUGCAGUUGCUCCUUAUUGGCGACACGGAUAAGGAAGCUCUCAAAUGAGUAGAACAAAUAUAUGGAAAAAUGAAAAUGCUUCAGGUUUGAAACAUUUGCAGACCGAAAGAUUAUAAUGUAGGGGAGAGGGAGGCAGAUUAGCGACGUUUCAGCUUUGGAGAGCCCUGGAUCUUGGAAUUUUUUUUAAAUGUUGAUGCUGAUUUUUAUAGCUUGAAGUGUUUUCUAUCAUAUUAUCUAUUGGAUGGACAAAAAAACUAAAAAACUUUUCCACCAAAAAACUUUGCGCAAAAAGCGUCGAAUUCGCCAUCUUGCCUUCACGUGGAGGCAAGAUGGCGAAUGCCUGGGACCAAGUUGGCGAAUAUGGUUUGAUCACCUAAAAAUCAACAAAAUGUAAUAACAAUUAUUUAUUUAUCCAUGGUUGGAACAGUGGAAACGCCAGUUUCAUCAACAUUGUAAAUGUCACACGAAGGAAAACGAUACUGAGCUCGUAUAUCUCCCAAAGUUCGAAAAAAUGAGUCGAAAUUUUCUUUAUUGAAUGCCAUUAAUCGAGCCGCUGAGGUAUUUUCUGGCUUUCUCAAAGAUAGUUUAUGAGCCUUCAUAAACAUGUCCGUCCAGCGCAUGUUCUUUUGAAAGGGUGCUCUAUGCCAUUUUUAACCGCAAACGAAUAGGCAAUUCUUCCAAGCUGGACCUUUGUAAGACCAAACGCACGCUGGUCAACAGCGACCACAAAAUCAUACAGCUCUUUUAGUUGAGCGUCGCUGAAUGUGACUUUAAAGCGGCCUUAAUUGGACGACGUAUCCUGAAAUUGAUACAGAUUUAAUUUUUUUGCAUAAAGAACAUGGAAACGCAAAUGCUGAAUUGAAAAUCUAACCUCCAUGUCUGGAUAUUUUCGUCGAUAGCGUCUCAAAGUUGAUUCUGGCACACAGAACUGUUUUGAAGCACCCAGAACAGACGAAUCUUCUUCUAUAGCUUUCAUAACAUUCUCCAAACUGGUGUCCGACCAACAUUGGUCUCUUUUUCGCUUAUAAGUUCUAACCAUCUGGAAUAAAAAACCAAAAAUUAACAUAAUGUUGCAGUUCGCCAACUUGCCCCCAAAAGACUUUUUCGUUAAAAAAAAUUUAGCUGACAAAAAUUCAUGAUUCAAACGCGCCGAUUAUGUACAAUAGAGUACCUUUGUCAUGUAUAAAAUUAUUUUGUAAUUUUAACUUUUCUCAUAAAGUGUAUAAUGAAAUUUGAAAAAACGGAAAAAAUAACAAAAUCACGAUUUUUCACAUUUUUAUGUUUCACUUUUUUUGUGAUAACAUUUUCGGCGUUACCGAGUACAAAGUUUGGCCUUGUUAUGAUGCAUCUUCAGUAAAAAGUAGGUGGCGCUACCUUCAUUACAACGGGUCAAAUUACCGAUUCGUCAUCUUGCCUCCCUCGCCAACUUGCCUCCCUCUUCCCUAUAGCAUAUAGUUUUCACGGUUAACAUGACUUCAUAAAAACGUGACAUGUUGUCUGGUUUUGUUCUUUUACUUUUACUUUUCAACCCUAAGUGCAGACAGCUUUGUUAGCCAAGCGAGUUUCCACUGAUAGUCCAUUCUCCUUCCUUCUUGUUUUCACAAAUGAUCUAGAACUAUUCAGAUGAUUAUGGUUGCUACGAAAUACUGUAUACACACUGAUAAACAAUUAUGAAGAAUUGAUCCGUUCAUCGAACCAAGUUUCAGUAAGAAUUAGAGCAUCGAAGUUGGAAUCAACAGGUUGUCUAUCUUCGUUCUCAGGCCACAAAAACUUUGGUAGACAGAUAAUAUAACCGUCGGAACUAUAGGGGUGCAGACGGAAGAAUCGAUCAAAAUUUGAUGAUUGAGUUUUGAUGAGGAGGAACAUUUCUGGAACAUUUCAUGAGGCGAUCAGCAAUGAGUGAGUUAAAUGUCGGAAUAGCUAAUGCAGUUUUGCUGUGAAACUCAUAAAGCCCAGGAACUAUCGGGAGUUUAUUGGUUGUAUGAGAGACUCGAAAGAUUCCGGCACCUUUCACAACUACUGAUUUCAGCUGGUGAAAUACAAGCUGCAAGCGCGACUGCAUCGGAAGAACUAUGGGCUUGCUUGGUGCUAAAACAGUGUGUUCAUGGAUAAGUUUGGAAUUUAUGUCACGAACUCUCUCGACCAAGCGUCCAUAAACGAAGUUAUGUGUCUGAGAGAUUUGUUCACACCGAUUUUGAACAUGACAUCGACUAUCAAAUUCAUACAUUCCAUUGUGAACUUCAAGAAUUCGGUAUCCGAAGAACUCGAGUCAGUUGCGGACAAUUUUCGUUCCGCCGGUGGAGAAACUGUUUUGAUUAUUUCGGGCGCAGCUUUAGUGCAGUCUCAGCAGAUUUAAAGACGAUUUAAAGAUUUAAAGACGCAUUGUUAUUAGGUUUAGUGGAGCGGUAUAUGAAAACAGUACGGAAGAAAGCAGAAGGGGAACUAUUUACUUGAAGCGUGAAAGAGACAGACUGAUCACAAGCGAGCUUGGGCACAAGCGUAUUGUGUUUUGUUCACAAACAAAACACAGUAGGCUUCCAAGAUGGCUGAAGAGUGGUUUUAGCAAGUUGGCCCACCUUAGGAUAUAUUUCUAGGCGCCUUGAUCCCUACAUAGGAUAGCCCCAAUGAGAUACAUAUCGAGGUGGUGUAGUAGUAGGCGAAGUAUGUUUGCAUUGGCAAGCAAAAUGUGGUGUCGUAAUUAUUUGCAUUCAAUAUGAUUAUGCGUUUGUAAAACAAAUAUAUGCGUUAUAAAAACAACAAAAAAUUAAAUACAUGUUCACAAUACUCAUGGUUCCAUUAUGAUUUGAGCCAAAAUUCUCAUGAUCUUGCAAUUGUUUGUUUUUCAACAGAUGACAAUUGUAUUGUGACUUAAUUCUAUUGUUUAUGUGGUAAAGAGGUCCAAAAAGCACUCGUAUUCUUAAUCCUCGAAAGCGUGAGGUGAAAUGCUGAAUAAUUGAAGACUAUCUUCUCACAUUACACAAAUACAGUAACACAGAGCCCUGAAAAUAACAACUUAGAACCGUUGAAAUAAUGAAACUUGUUUGUUUGUCCGAGGAAUGAAAAUGACACACAACACCAUCAAUUUUCUUCGUCUUUUUCGACGUGAGUUCACAAAUAUCCACUGCACCCACCCAUAAUAAACGGGUAUUCCAAUGAAAUGUAUGUUUUUAAUUGAUUAAACACAUACUGAAAAUAUAAUGUUCACAUGCAUUUGGCAGGGAACAACACAAAUAUUGACGUCACGAUGAGGAAAAUAGUUAUGGCAGCGCAUGCUAUGUCGCUCGUAACUCUAUCAUCUUCAUUGCCUUUAUUUCCAUGACAUUGGGAUAUUCCUCCUUUCUCCUGUCACUGCCCCACGGUUUCUUAAAUUUCAAGUUAAUUUUGUUGAUUUAGUUUAAAUUCGGUAUUUCUAAUCGUUUUUGUUUAAUUAAAAAAAAAUUGUUAUCUGAUGAACUUAUGGAUGUUUUGUAUUAUCUCAAAUUAUUUUUAAUUGAUUCGUAUGUUGCUCAUUGCUGGAAACUUUGAACUAUACUCAGAUACUUGAUUGUUGGGUAGAUUUAGAGCUAAUUCAAUGGAUUACAUACAAGAUGAGUUUCUUAUCUACAAUUAUGUAGCCUUUUCUGUCAUCAUAAACCAAUUUGCCAUUAAAAAAAUUCAACCACAAAAGCAACCCGUGCAAUACUGACAGGCACAGAAACAAUAUAUGAAAAAAACAAAAUAUUAACAUAAACGAUUACAGAAGAAAAAACUGCCAUUCGACACUGCAACGGCAAAAGCAAUGGGAAGAAAACCAAAACAAAGUUGCUACGCAAAAAAAACACUAAAGCAUAAAUGAGGAGACUACUCUCCUUCAAAGGUAUAGUGGACAAACAGUAGCACUAUUACGAAGAAGAAAAAAGCCAAAACAAAAAAACAAGAACUAAGAUCACGUUGUUUGGAAGAAGAAAAAUGCUGUGAUAAAAAAUAUUUUCGUAUUUAUUGUCUAAGGCAAAGAAAUGAUGAGAAGAUAAACACAAAAACCACAUUGUUAUUCGAUAGAAGAAAUAAAACACUUUAUAUAACCGGUUAUUAGGAGUUAUUUAUAGGCAAAAGGAAUGGGGUGACGAGUGAUCCCCAUGCAAACCCACGACAUCCGAUGUGGUAAUCCAGAGCGAUCACAGCGUAGUGGCAAUAUGAGGACGAUGCCGAGCUACAACACCGUAGAUUUAAUAAUCACAUGCUACAUAUAGUUGACAGAAAAACAUUAGAGCAGAGUGAACAAUUCGAUGAAAACAGAGAAACUCCGGAACGGAAACUCCGUUUGUAAAUAGUGGCUAGGAAAAUGAGGAAAAAACACGAACCGUUAUUUUUAUAUACACAUACAUAUACAAGUAAGCGAUGAAACGCCCGCGCGGAUGGUCGGAAACAUGCCUCGAAUGAGGAAUCAAGGAAUCUAACGUUUAAAGCAUAUAUAUAAUAUAAUAGGAGAUACAAAAAAAAUAGAACAAAACAGAGCAUUCGCGAAUUCCGAGCGGUGAUUAGUGACCCUUUGAGCGACAAGACACUGAAUCAAACUCAUUUUAUAACAUUACAAACAAAGCUAGUUAAUGCAUACUUAGGAAAUAUUGUGAGAGAGAAGGAAAAACAAACAAACGCGAUACAGUGACGGAAAGCGAGAACAAAACAUAAGCGCAUUAUGGUAAACUAGAAACAAGUUCAAAAAAACAGAGAAAGCGAUAAACACAGAAAAAAGAAAAGCAAGUGAAUAAGAUACCCCAAUUUGUGUUGUUUUUAUACCGAUACACUAACAAUUACUUUCUCUCACGCACACAACCGCAACCAGUGAAAAGAUACUGAACAAAGGCACACAUAAACACAUUCACAAGUCCGACUGCGUUUCCCACACGCCAUUUGUAAAGCCACGGCUCAUCAAAUGCUGUUGUUAGGUUAGAUUCGAAGAGUGGAAAGGGAGGAGAGUCAAAAUUUCUAAAUACUUUGAAGCGUUGUUAUGUUUGUAGUAAGAAUAGAAAGAAAGAAUUAGACAAAACAAAUACACAGACACGCAAAAGUCUUCCUAGGAUAAUACAUGUGCAAAAUAAACAGAACACAAGAACACACUUCCACCCAUGAAAGUGUAAAAUUAAAAGAUUUGUCGCCUGUAUUGGUUUUAUACCCGUUCGAAUUUUUGUUCAUACGAGUAUUGAGCUUCUUAAAAUCGAUUAAUUUUGAAGGAAGAGGAUUCCGCCGAUUGGUUUAAAACAGUUAGUUGACAAAUGCCCAAAUAACAUGCAAUUGAAAACAGUCAAUUAUACCACAAAUAUUUUUGAAGCAAUUACACAAAUACACUUGGUAUUACACAGUUAAAUUAUGACAACCACAAACAGAAUUGUUAUUAUGUAUCGAACGAAACGAGCGAAAACUGAAGAGAGAGAACCUAAAAGCGUAAACAAAGCAACACGAAGUCGCCAUGUUGACAACCGACACUCACUCACAUACAUACACGACACUGAGACUUCCACUGGAGUCAAAAUGGUGAUAUUAAUCAAAGAAAAGGAACUGUUAAAACUAAAAGUGCAACAUAAAUCGGCAAUUACUUACCACUGUAGACAUUGUAGCGAUAACAACAACAAACAAGAGCGAUUGGACGAUGGCAAAAGCAUACAACAACCGCACUCAUACACACACACCCGAAGGGACAACAAAAAAACAAAGAUCACACUCUUAACUACUCUUAUUAUAUCGUUGAAACCAUAUUUCUAUGAAAAAAGGAACAAUUCUAGCACAAAUUAACCGAAUUAUGGCAACACUUGGACAACACUAAUACUAACGAAUAGAACAGGUAAUUUCGGGCAGCUUUAACGCCAAUCUAAGUAGCUUGCGUUAAACUUUUGGUUCAAUUCAAACUUGCAACACACUCACACAGUGUCGAUAGGAAUUGCUUUUGUACACAUGUUAUUCGCCACCACACAAAACAAAAAAAAAACACUCACACAAACACACAAACUCUUCGGAAGCAAUUGUUGUGUCACUCACCCGCAACCACACAAGAACAUUACUGAUACUACUACUAAUACUUCUAUUACUACUACUAUUCUAACUUGCCAAACACUUGCCAAGAAAAUAUAAAACACAAAUAGACAAUAUCAAUUGUUUGCUGGCUUUUCAUCUUUUUCCUAUAUACAUAUAAGCGAAAACGGCAAAGCAAAACAAAAAAAAACUAGAAAUAAAAUACAGUUUACAGUUUAGACUAAAAAUCAAUCGUUGAAUCAAAACAAAAGCAACUUGUUUAUUCCACCUAGGGGGAAAAAUGUUAUAGGUAUUUACUUAGAAUAGUGAGCUCGUUUUAUACAAAAGAAAACAUAACAACAAAUGAUAACAAAAAAAAACUGAAACUAAGAAAGCAUUAUAACGUUCAAUUUUUAAAUCAAAACAAAGUGCGACAAGGCAUAGCAACUUUUGGCAAAUAAACGACAACAGAACAAACAAGACAUGGAAGGACUUACCAGAUCUGAAACCUAAUUAUAUCGAUGCCGGAAGCGCGCAGAGCGAUGAGCGAAACUUUUACCACUCACCCAUCCUCGUACACACCAAACAACACACAUACGAAUCCCCUACUGAAACCACUCCAGUUUCACUCUUUUAACGAACACAUGCAAACGCGUUAGUUAACCCAACUAUAAAUUGUAGAGGAAAGAAGAAAAAAAAAAUACAAAACAAAUACUCAAUUUAAUAAAUUUGAAUAUUUAAACAAAUCAAGAAUAAACACACAGAAGUAAAUUAAGUAAAGUCAUUAAACAAAAAAAGCAACUCUCUUUAUCGAUUUCCUAGCGUUCCGAAUGGUAACAUAAAAUGAUAAAAUUAUUAUUAAAUGGGGGGGGGGGCAAGCAUUAACCCCCGCUCAAACGGACUUGAAACGUAAGAAGAGGAAUAUGAAGCUUAUCGUUUCCGGCGUCACUUUUUACACUGUUUCGAUUAAAGGAAAAAAACAAAAAUGGCGUUACAGUGCCGGAACGGAAAAUAAUGCCAGUAAAUCAAAUUAAGUAAAAAAAGAAUAAAAAUAUCCAAACAUACACACACACACCCGCACUCGUCCACAUCGAGGCACGAUUCUGUUAGAGAAACAAACGAACACACACACACACCCUAAUAUCCGCGAACUACGCAAAAAAAAAGGUUGCCGAUCUGAGUAAUGUCAAAGCAUUGAUGAAAUUGUAACGGGAGGAAGGGCAAAAAACUAUGUCUGUGAGCAAUUGUAGAACAAAAAAAAAAUUAUGGGAAAAAUUAUGGCAAAAAUCGGUAUGUGAGAGCAGGAACACGCGUAAACGUUGAAGGGGCGAAAACAGAGCAGCAGCAGCAGCAGAAAAAAAGCAGAACCUAAAAAGUAUGAUAAUAAAACGAAAUUCAAUCAUUACAU